Lemur catta (Ring-tailed lemur) is the source of this 1773-nucleotide messenger RNA. RefSeq names its product CD82 molecule (gene CD82). Gene Ontology annotation, cellular component: membrane. The transcript has 9 exons. Lineage: Eukaryota; Metazoa; Chordata; Mammalia; Primates; Lemuridae. The record is from RefSeq and is a predicted model, not a curated record. The coding region runs from base 158 to 961 and encodes 267 amino acids.
UGCGGCCGCUGCGUUCCCCAACCGCGUCCGGGAGGGGGACCGCAGAGGGACCGAGCCAAGCGCUGCGCAGUCGGACACUGACGGGGGAGCGAGCGGGCGACGCAGGGUUUGCAGCGCGGAGCAGAAACAGCCAGCAGGGAGCUCCAGGACCGGCGGGAUGGGGUCAGCCUGCAUCAAAAUCACCAAAUACUUUCUCUUCCUCUUCAACCUGCUGUUCUUUAUCCUGGGUGCGGUGAUCCUGGGCUUUGGGGUGUGGAUCCUGGCCGACAGGAGCAGUUUCAUCUCUGUCCUGCAAACCUCCUCCAGCUCACUCAGCAUGGGGGGCUACAUCUUCAUCGGCGUGGGGGCAGUCACCAUGCUCAUGGGCUUCCUGGGCUGCAUCGGCGCCGUCAACGAGGUCCGCUGCCUGCUGGGCCUGUACUUUGCCUUCCUCCUCCUCAUCCUCAUCGUCCAGGUGACUGCCGGGGUUCUCUUCUACCUCAACGUGGGCAAGCUGAAGCAGGAGAUGGGCAGCAUCGUGACCGAGCUCAUCCGGAACUACAACAGCAGCCACGAGGACAGCCUGCAGGAGGCCUGGGACUACGUGCAGGCCCAGGUGAAGUGCUGCGGCUGGGUCAGCUACUACAACUGGACGGAAAACGCCGACCUCAUGAGUCGCACCGAGGUCACCUACCCCUGUUCCUGCGAAGACAAGGGGGAGGAGGAUGACAGCCUCUUCCUGAGGAAGGGCUUCUGCGAGGCAACUGACAACAGUACCCAGAGCGGCAACAGCCCCGAGGACUGGCCUGUGUACAAGGAGGGCUGCAUGGAGAAGGUGCAGGCGUGGCUGCAGGAGAACCUGGGCAUCAUCCUCGGCGUGUGUGGGGGCGUCGCUGUCAUUGAGCUCCUGGGGAUGCUGCUGUCCAUCUGCUUGUGCCGGCACGUCCAUUCCGAAGACUACAGCAAGGUCCCCAAGUACUGAGGCCCCACCUCCCCAUCCCCCAACCUCAGGGCUCCCAGGGGUCCCCCUGGCCCCCUGCUCCAGGCCCGCCUCCCACCUCGCUGCCAAGGCCCCUUGCCCGCCUGUGCUGACGGGCCAUGGGGGGCGUUCUGGGGCCCGGCCUCCGUCCCUGCCUUUCUGCCGCCAGCCUCAGCUCCUGGCUGCUCUGCGGCACCCCCGCCCGCUGCUUGCCGGGGUUCUCUCGACGCCCCUACGGCGUCCCUACGCAGGCGGGCUGGACUUGACCUGCCCUUGAGGCCAUGUGUAUUGUACAGGGGAACGUGUAUUAAAAAUUGAGGGGGGGUAUCAGAGGACUACCCACUGGGUGGGUCAACUUUUCCCACUAUGACACUUAUGUCUGUGUUUUUACAUUUUUAUCGAAGGUGGUGGGACGGGGUGGGCCCCACCUGACACUGGGGGCAGCACCCCUCCCCAGCCUGACUUGGCCCCAUCCAGGCAGCUCAGAUAAUCCGGGGCCACGCCGUGGGGGCAGCACCCGGGCGAGCUGGGCCAAAGAGGGUGUGCCCCGUGAGGGCAUCUGGCCUGGCCCCAGGGGUGUGGCACAGAGCUGGCCCCGCCUUCUCCACGAUCCUGAGCUCCCCAAGGAAGGGGACGAGGAGGAUGCCUUCUCUGGGAGAAGCUGGGUUGGCCUCUGGCAGCAGACUGUCCUCUGGCCCCCGGCAGUGGGUGGGUGAGGCUGUGCCUUGGGGGGGAGGGGGCGGGGGUCUGUGUGCACAGUUCUGUAAAACAUAUUCAGGAUGCUAAGACUGACUAUUAAAGAGGAUUUGUAACCA